This is a messenger RNA of Protopterus annectens (West African lungfish), 4976 nucleotides long. RefSeq names its product Rho guanine nucleotide exchange factor 10 like (gene ARHGEF10L). Bases 334 to 4710 code for a protein of 1458 amino acids. Gene Ontology annotation, molecular function: protein binding; guanyl-nucleotide exchange factor activity. Gene Ontology annotation, cellular component: cytosol. The transcript has 30 exons. Gene Ontology annotation, biological process: positive regulation of stress fiber assembly; actin cytoskeleton organization; SREBP signaling pathway. Lineage: Eukaryota; Metazoa; Chordata; Ceratodontiformes; Protopteridae. The record is from RefSeq and is a predicted model, not a curated record.
GUGCAGAAAAGCUAAGAGAGAGAGAGAGAGAGAGAGAGAGAGAGAAAGGGAACAUUCACUCUAACCUCUGGAGUUUUGCAGAAACCUGCUUUGGAUACCAAGGAGUUGUUUGUAAGAACAGCCAGUUAACUAGUUGGAUUAUAAAUGGGAGAGUCCCGAAGGAAGUAAGAUGAAAGUGGUGUUUAGCUUUAAACUAAGGCAUGAGGAUCUUUGGACGAUGACACUUCUAAUGGGAACCUUAGGUAUGCUUCUUUGUACCAUCAUGACAAAGACAGAGUAGGGGAGGGGCUCAUCAAAAUUCUUUGCUGAUGAGACUGGAAAGGCUAAAGAGACAUGGCUUCCUCAGAUGCAUCAGGCCUUCCUUCCAAAGAUUACGCUCUGGACUUUGUGACCUAUGCUGAGCUGCACUUCCCUGGUGGCAACAGAGAUGUAGUACGUGGGAAUGAGAGCACAAUCUACGCUUCUUCAAUCUACAAGAACAAGCUAGUAGUACAAGGCAUGCUGCCAAGCAGAGAAGCAAACCCAAUUCAUGAAGAGAAUGAGUUGGAAACAGAUGGUGGACAAGCAUUUAUCUCUCAAAAUGAUGAACUGGAGAAUGUAUAUGCAACAACAAUAAGCAAUGGCACUAUAGAACAAAACAAUGGUGUUAAGCAGAUUAUAAAUCCUUUACUGGAAAAACCUACGUCAACAGUAACUGACCAAUCUAAUACUGAUGAAAUCCAGAAACCUGCAGAGCAGGCCCAUAGUACAGCACUUCGUAUGUUACAGGGAAACAGUUUAUGGAUCACUGAUGUAGCAUCCUGUACAGAACAGGCAGACCACCUGAAGACCAAAGGUACCCCUCACUCUACUGAGCAGGUAGAGUGCUUACAGACUAUAGCACCACCUGUAGGACAGGCAGAUUGCUUACAGACUGUUGUACCCUCUGCAGGACUGGUGGGUGUAGUACAUUCCACAGAACAUGAGGACAGCUCUUUAUGCCUGAAUCAAACCACGUCAGCGGUGUCUUCAAAUACAGAUGUGACAUCAACAGUGGAGAAUGAUGGGAUACUGACAAUAGGAGACAUCAGUGAACAUAAGAAACUGGAAGAAGAUGGACUGAUAAUGAAAGAGAACUGUAUUUAUGCAGCAGAAUGCCCUUCCUCAAGCUCAGCAGAGGCUGAUCCAAGUGGAACUGAGGAUGUGAUAUAUGAUGAUGUUCCAUGUGAAACCUUGAAAUCUGAGGAUCCACAGGACUCUGCAUCAGACCUUAUUUAUGAGACUGUUAAUCAGGAAGGAGAGGACGAAGAGCAGCUUAAUGCAGCCUGGAGCUCCAGUGAGUUUGAGAGCUACAGUGAUCAGUCCGAGGGGGACAGCAAGCAUGAUGCUGAUGUGUUCAAGCCCAAGUCAGUAUUUCAGCCAAAGUCUCCUGAUCUGAGGAGGCUAAAAGAGAGGUACGCCAGGACUAAGAGAGAUAUCCUGGCAAUGAGGGACAGGGCUAAGGAAAUGCAAGAGCUGAAGCAGAUGUACGAUUACAAGGUGCAGCAGCUGAUGAAAGCAGCUAAAAGUGGAACAAAGGAUGGCUUGGAAAAGACAAGAAUAGCAGUCAUGCGUAAAGUGUCCUUUCUGCAGAGGAAAGAAACUCAAGACUUGGAAGAAGAUGACACUGGAUAUCUUGAUGUUACAGUUUCAGACACCAAACACCCACCUCCUGAACUUUCUCCUAUGCCAGAAGGACUUUCAGCUCAGCAGAUUUUGAGGCGGCAUAUUUUGAGUUCCAUUGUGCAGAGUGAGAGGAGCUAUGUUGAAUCCCUGAAACGGAUUUUGCACGAGUACAGAAAACCGUUACUAGAAAUGGAGCCCAAGGUGCUAAGUGAGAGAAAGUCCCAGAUCAUAUUCUUCAGAGUGAAAGAGAUCCUACAAUGCCACUCCAUGUUUCAGAUUGCCCUAGCAUCAAGGACAUCUGAGUGGGACACAACAGAACAAAUUGGAGAUCUUUUUGUUGCCUCAUUCUCCAAGUCCAUGGUACUGGAUGUAUAUAGUGACUAUGUGAAUAACUUCACAAAUGCAAUGCAUCUUAUCAAGAAAGCCUGCUUAAGUAAAACUGCAUUUCUGGAUUUUCUCAAGAAAAGACAAGCAGCCAGUCCAGAUCGAAUCACACUAUAUGGACUCAUGGUAAAGCCUAUUCAACGGUUUCCACAGUUCAUUCUUCUACUGCAGGAUAUGUUAAAAAACACUCCAACUGGUCAUGCCGACAGGCUAUCCCUUCAGCUGGCGCUUACAGAGCUUGAAACAUUGGCCGAACGACUAAAUGAGCAGAAAAGAGUUGCAGAUCAGAUAACAGAAAUGGAGCAGCUGACAAAGAGCAUUAGUGACCGUACUUUAUUUAAGCUGCUGAGUUCCGGCCAGCGGCAGCUGAUCUUGUGUGAGACCCUCAUCGAGACAGUAUAUGGAGACAAAGGGCAGAUCAUUAAAUCAAAAGAACGUAAGGUGUUCCUGCUCAGCGAUAUGGUCAUCUGUGCCAACAUUAACAUCAAGGGUCAGCCUGAUAUAAGCAGUUUGGUUCCCCUGGGCCCAAGAUACAUAGUGAAGUGGAGUUUACCCCUAUCACAAACUCAGGUGGUUGAAGUUGGACAAGAAGGCAAUGGCUAUGAUAAGGAAACUCUACUUAUUCAGCACCACAGCUCAAAAAAAGUAAUGGCAUCUAAUCAAGUACCAAGUAAGGUUGCCUUGGGUCCACCCCAUCUUUACCAGGAACUUCAAGACUUGAAGUUUGACCUGUCUGUUAUAGAAAAGAUCUCAUCACUCAUAGGCACACUGAAUGGCACUUACCAGAACCUGAAUCCAACAGUUGCACAAGACUGGUGUCUAGCUCUGCAAAGACUGAUAAGGCUGAAAGAAGAUGAGAUCCAGGCUGCUAAUAAGUGUCGCCUCCGUCUGCUUCUUCCAGGCAAACCAGACAAGUCAGGGAGACCAGUGAGUUUCAUGGUAGUCUUCAACACUCCAAGUCCCACCAGUAAGAUUUCCUGGGUUAAUCGACUGCACUUAGCCAAAAUUGCACUAAGAGAAGAAAAUCAGCCAGGUUGGUUCUGUCCUGAAGAAGCUCAUGGAAAAACAAGAGCUCCAUUCUCCUGUCCACUUCUUGCUUGCCGCGUACCAGUUUUUUCCUCAAAGUCACAAUCUCUGAAGCUGGAGACAGCCUUGCACAACCCUGUUCAAUCUUCAUUGCUGGGGUUCUUCGCAGCCAGUACCUCCUUGCCUCAAGGUUAUUUGUGGGUUGGCAGUGGAACUGAAAAUGGACCAGGUCAAGUGGAUAUUUUUUCCUUAAACAGAACAACUCCUCGAAUCAUCAAGACUUUGCAAGUCAGUUCCCGGGUACUUUGCAUGGAGUAUAUUUCAGAAACCAUCAAAGGCUUUGGUGAAGAUUGUGACCAAAGUCCACUUGGUCCUGCCAUCUGCUUAGGGCUGCAGGAUGGAAGCAUUAUCAUUUAUGGGAGUGUCGGCACAGCGACUCAGUGCUUGUUUAUGUUCGUAAGUCCAGAAAGGCAGCCAGUGCUAUGCUUGAAGUACACUCCAAGCUACUUCUUUGCUGGGUAUCAAGAUGGAACCGUAGCAAUAUACAUGAGGAAAAAGGAGGGAUGGUGGGAUGAGAAGUUCCCUCGAUGUUUGAAGAUAGGUUCUGGAGCAGUCCGUAUCCUGUUGGUUCUGGAUGAGACUAUUUGGGCAAGCUGCCAGAACAAUGUCACCAUCAUCAGUGCUACCUCGAUUGCUACUCAGUUGUGUUUUGCUGAUGCAGCUAAUAAGGAUAUUGUGAACCUAUCUCCAAAUGUUCUACUCUGUGACACCAGAAGCAUCCUGUUUUCUGACAGGGCUUAUCACAAAACCAAACAAACCAGCAUCAAACAGACAAAGGGUUUUGAAGCCCACAGUGAUAAAAAAGUGAGCGUGACCCACAUGGUGAGAGCAGGUGGUGGAGUUUGGAUGGCAUUUACAGUGGAUUCUUCAAUCCGACUUUUUCAUACAGAGACACUGGAACUUCUACAGGAGAUCAACGUUUUCCCUCGUACCUGUAUGAUCACACCAGGUCUCAAAAGUGUACGGAUAACAUGCCUCCUGAUUUGCCAAGGACUUCUUUGGGUUGGCACAGACCAAGGCAUCAUUGUUACAUUCCCAGUGCCAAAACUGGAAGGAAUCCCCAAAAUUACAGGAAAGGGUAUGACUUCCUUAAAUGCACACUGUGGACCAGUGGAAUUUCUAGUGCCUGCAGUAGGUUCUGUGGCACCAGAACUUUUAAAGAGUGACACAGAGGAGGACUUUGGGAUGAUCCGGAAUGGUGUGGAGAGGACUGUCUCCACCUCCCAAGAGUCUUUGUAUGAGAACCACAUCCAGAAGGAUUCAAAAAACAAGAGCAUCUUGUUAAGAUACAAGUUGAGUUCUACCUCACAUUUGCCAGGACAGCGACUCUCAGUGAAAACUGAAUCACAAGAAGAUGAGCAUCCAUUAGAACACAGCACAGAGGAUGGCUCCAUAUAUGAAAUGGCAGAUGAUCCAGACAUAUGGGUCAGAAACAGACAGACAUCACAGGACUUCCACAAAAAAGAACGUAUUACAUCCACUGCCAUCAUUUCUGGAGGGCGCGGAUAUCGCAGCUUUGAUGGAACUCUCCAGCAAACUGCUAGUAAUGACUCAGAAAGUGUACUGCUGGUCUGGCAGAUCCCAUUGACUGUAUAGCAGUUUUGUUUUCCAGCUAACACUACUUCAGCUGAGAAAAGCUAUUUCACAUGGUCAGCAAGUGUCAUUGCACUUAAACUAAUUGAAAAUAAGGAGACUCUUACUGUGAACUUUGUUUUCAUCUCAAACUGAGGUGGCAGUUCAAUGUAUAUAGCUAUACAUACUGUACAUUAUGUAUGUUGUACAUUGUGGAAUCCAUAGUGUGUAUCAUUUCUGAUCAGGUACUUGAAAAUGCUGCAAUAAAAUGAGCAGAGAAAUGACGGAUA